AAUGUUCUGUUACCGACCAAACCAAAACUAAGCAGCAAGGAUUUUCCAUGGCUAGUUGGGAACCCAUCCUCCCAAAGAUCAAGAUUCAAGUUCUGGCUACGCACGAUGGGCCGGGCCAACACCCUCCCUUACCUCCUCAUCAACUCCUUCCCUCAGGAAGACGGCCAGCCCAGGGAACUGUCCGAUCACGGCCCAACAGUUCUCCCAGUAGGCCCAUUGCUCUCAUCCACCGAUAAUCCAACGAUGUGGGAGGAGGACAAAUCUUGCAUGAAUUGGCUAGACGAACAACGUCCCGCCUCGGUCAUAUACGUAUCGUUCGGGAGCUGGGUCGGGCCCAUCGAACCCGAGAAAAUGGCCGAGCUCGCCCUUGGGCUCGAGGCAACGAAGCAGCCAUUCCUUUGGGCCUUGAGGAACGACGGCCCGUGGAGAGACGGGCUUCCGUCGGGCUUCCUUGAUAGAACCACAGGACGCGGGAAAAUCGUUGAUUGGGCCCCACAGGAAGCAGUUCUUGCACACGGAGCGGUCGGGUGCUUCGUGACGCACUGUGGGUGGAAUUCGACGGUGGAGGCGAUCAGAUAUGGGAAGAAGUUUGUAUGUUAUCCGAUAUCAGGUGAUCAGUUCUUGAAUUGUGAGUAUAUUGUUAAGGUCUGGCGAAUUGGGGUCAAGAUCGAGGGACUCGAGAGGAGAGAAGUUGAGGAGAGUGUUAGAAAGGUGAUCACGGAGGAUGAAGAGGGAGAGGGGAUACAAGAGAGGGUGUUGGGGUUGAGGGAGAAGGUGAUGGGGAUGAAGGGAAGGUCCAAGGCUGAGGGUAAUCUGCAGCUGUUUGUAAACGAGAUUAGAAAUAAUGUGUUGUGAAUUACAUGUAAGUAAAUUUAAUCUGGAGAUGAAACUAA
Messenger RNA from Asparagus officinalis (garden asparagus), 893 nucleotides. Its product is annotated as UDP-glycosyltransferase 82A1-like. The record is from RefSeq and is a predicted model, not a curated record. Gene Ontology annotation, molecular function: UDP-glycosyltransferase activity. The annotation marks the transcript as partial. NCBI's taxonomy places the organism in Eukaryota, Viridiplantae, Streptophyta, Magnoliopsida, Asparagales, Asparagaceae. The transcript has a single exon.